GGGUCCUUUUGUCUUUCCUCGACACUUCUCCUAGAAGUGGCUUCAGAAAAAGAGAAUUCUGAAAGAUUCCAAUAUCACAAUAUUGUGCAACACUCAUCUUUGAACGGUGGCCUCAUCACUCAAUUCCUCAACUGCACUUGUCUGGCCUUGCCCCUCAAAGCCUACGCAUUCCCACAGGAAUUCGACACUAGAUCACCUGUCACGAGAACAAGCUUUGACCUGUGCUGUCAUAUCAAUUUAACCCGCCCUGCAGUAUGCAGAUGCAUAUCCGCACCGGGACCACCCAUGUCUUACACUAAUCCACCAUCCUCAGCUCAUCGUUCAUGACGCUUUUUCAUACACAGUGUCUCUCUGCGUCUUGCAAACCAAAGUUUGUUGACUCUGCACAGCUCACCCUCAGUCGCUCGUUACUGCACCAACAUCUAACGUUUAUGUACGUUGCGUAAUCGAUAACUAUAUCACCGUCAUCUUUCAAACCCGGCCGCAUUCACACCUUCGACCGGACUACUCUCGAUUACGACCUUGAUCAUGAGAUAGCAAUGUCCUCGUCCCCUUCGUCGACGAAGCAGACCUCGCCGAAGCGGACGUCUCCCAAAAGAACCCCAUUGCAGGAAAGGUCCCAGUCUCAUGCGAAUGAGAUCUCCCAGAGGUUGUCCAAAGACAGCAGAAACGAUCAAGAGAAUUCAAGCAUCUACAACACCACUCCAUUCCCGACAAAGGCGUCUCAUAUCCUGCUGCCGAGCUCUCUUCGUAAUAGAAGACCUGGUGCAAGUCCUGCCGCCGAUGCCUUUGGCUUGAAUUUUCCCAACGACUUGGUUCGAGGAAACGCGAAUGAAUCAUCCGCCCGCCCCGGCUCCGCACAACCGACCGUUCGGUUAAAGCGAUCAGUGAAGGCCCUGAGGGAUCUUUAUGAGUCGCAAGAGGAAGCUUCUCGCCCUUCGACCGCCACCUCACCGCCGCCUAGACCAAGCACAGCAGGUUCUUCGAGACUGAGAAGUAUCAGCUCAAGCGAUAGCCUGACAGGGCCUUAUGCUUGGGAGUCGUUGCGCAAAAUCUCCUCGGAUGAUCUUGCUCUUCUACCAAGCCUGCCUCAAGGAGGACGAGCCGUUAAGAGGUUGUCGUCGCGAUCAUCAUUUACCUCCAUAGCAGAGAAAAUAGGUGCCACUUCAAGCCCAAACUUCAGAGUCAUAGGCGCAACAUCCAGUCCUAGGCCGCCUGCUUUCCAGGAAAUCACUAGUCCUGUCCUCGAGCCUUUUGACGAGGUCGACGAUUCCAGUUCUGCAGAAGGAAGUUCGUCAAGCCCGAUCGUAGUCCGCUUGGCUCGCAGCUCAAGCACUGAUCAAUUCACAAUCACUGACUCAUCCUCAAGCCCGAACGUCAUCAGACUAGGAACCUCGUCGCCAUUCCCGCCUCGAUCGCGACAAGCCGACUUUUCAUCUCAUUCCCGGUCGUCCUCGAGCUCGUCGAGAAAGCGCAAGCGGUCUGAUGCGGCAGAAAUUCGGCCGUAUCCAAACAGAGCUGGCGCCAGAAACCCUCUGGCCUCCAGUCCUCCUACCAGUCGUUACGCUAUGUCUGAGAUGAUCCCCCCCUCAUCUCCUCCUGUGCCAAUUGGCUACGUUGGUAUGGGCGAGAACAACAGAGCCAGAGGACUGUCGGUGGAAGAGUCGAGCCCUAUGGUGCGAAUGUUGGCGAGAAGCCACUCUAGCUCCGAUGCAACAACCAGCUCGCUAGCCGAGACCCACGCACAUCUCCAAGAUAUCCUCAGUUCCAGCCCCCCACAGAUCCAAUACCCCAUCAUCAGGGCUCCUCAUAUUUCGCAGCAGCUUGGACUUGCCGUUCCCAAGCGAAACUCGAGGUCUUUGUCUGCCGAAUCAACAAUGCAAAAACUUUCUGCAAGAUUAUCUGCCGCACCUUCUGAAGGAGCUUGGGAUCGGAGUCGAUCGGCUAGUCAGGCAUAUUCCCUUGACAUGGACGACAUCAACGAUCUCCUAAAUUCAGACGACGUCGCACCGCCCGCGAACUACCUUGUUAACGAUACGGCGAAUCGAUCUGUGAUUAGACUGGUUCCAAGUUCCGACCCAUACGAGCAUGAUCCUCAUGAGGCCACAGACGAGGUCUCCGCGCUGCCGUACGGAUUAACCUAUCGCUCACCACCUUUGCGACCAGCACGAAGCAACAACCUUCUCCACGCCUCUUCUAGCACAUCCCUACAACGAAUGAGUUCCAUGAAAUCACUCACACAGUCACGAAAGUCGAGUUUCCUGUCCCUCCGUCCGUCAUCUUCCGGCAGCGUGGCAACUGAGAUUGUUCCCUCGUGGGCUCAGCGAUACUAUUCAGGCUUCUACCGUGAUUCCUUUAAUUACUUGUAUGCCACAAACUCUCAACUUAAUCAGGGUGCGGUUUCUCCCGCCAAAUCCUCUGCCUCUCCAACCCGUGCAGACGCAUCGCGAGCGCAAACUGGCCACAGCAACAGAAGCUUCGCCGACGUCCACCGGGCUAUGAGAGACCGCAUCCAAGCAGCUUUCAGUCCACAGCGCCGUCCCAGAGUCGAAGCGCGCCGAUCUCAUACCCUGCCCGGCGUUGGCCCUCUGGUCUCAAAUCCAGCGACCAGUGAUCUAAACUCUACCCACCGCCAGUCCCAUCCGGGCGGCGCAUCGCCUGCACAACACCAACGUUCGUUUUCCACGCCUUUGGAUCCAAGAACCCACUGGGCAGGCAUUGUUGAAAUUCACCAAACUCCGCUCAAACACGGGCGAGGCUCAAGCUACACGAUUCGUCAACACGUGGUGAACAGCAACGGGCUCUACGAACAAGCAAGCCUCAGCUCAUCUCAAUCGGUGAUUCAUUACUACGGCGCAGGAGGUCUUGCCAACACACAGCGAAGAUGGUCCAGCUCACCUCACCUACACCAUGACCACCGAUUGAAUACCGGUUCGUCUGUGAGCAUGGGAUUCGGCUACCCAUUCAAUACUAAAUCGAAAUGGAACGCGCCGAGCAUUGUGGACGCACACUCACGCUUCUGGAGCGGGAUUGAUUUGCGAACAACGCAGAUCGCGCUGUUCGCAGUGGGAUUUCUGCUCCCUCUGACAUGGUUCGUCGGAGCGUUCUUGGUACCACUCCCACAACGGCCCGAGGGGCUAGGAGACCUCGAAAAGCGUGCCAUGACAACGGCCCAGCACAAUGAACAGUUGCGACAAGAGUACCAGGCCCAGUUGCGCCACCACCGUUCCGGAUCGUCCUCACUACUACACGCACAGGCGCAGCAGAUCGAGCAGAACGAGUGGGAGCAGAUGGAUGUUGUGGCCAAGUUGCGCCUGGAGAGACAUGCACGGGGCCUGGAAGAGCUCAAAUUCCAGAACGCCCGCUGGUGGCGAAACCUCAACCGCUGGAUGUGCGUUGUCGGCGUUGUCGUCAUUGUCAUCGUCGUAAUCCUGGCCGUCCUGGGCACGAGGGGAAAUUUCUGAGCUAUUGAGCUAGAAUGAAGAGGAGGACGUGUGUAUGAAGGAGACCCGGAAAUCAACACCAACACCAACACCAAUACCACUACCACUACCAAUUCAAACUUGAAGUUACAUAUACCCACGAAAGCAAGGUGAACACAGGAACCGGCCACCAAUCCGGCAACCACUUGACGACUAUUGGCAUCGACCCCAUUUCCCACAUUUACAUCUUACGAAUUUCCUUGGAUUGAACUGAACAUUCCCGGCCGACCAACCACAGCUAGACAGACAUUGAUUACAUCGAUUUAUACCUACCUACAUACCUACCAUCCAUCAUCCGUCCGAUUGAUCUAUAUUCAUUCACCUUGCUCACAAUAUUGGAGCUGCUGAGCGUUAAGAGCGGGCGCUUGGGUUUUUUACUUAUUAUACUAGAUGUAUGACCUGUAUGCAUGACAUGGAGAUUUUAAUCUGAAAUGAUCAGUUCCUUUGUGUAAUCAAGAAGAAUGCUUUCAUUCAAU
Exophiala mesophila is the source of this 3958-nucleotide messenger RNA. RefSeq lists its product as uncharacterized. Lineage: Eukaryota; Fungi; Ascomycota; Eurotiomycetes; Chaetothyriales; Herpotrichiellaceae. Bases 540 to 3464 code for a protein of 974 amino acids. The transcript has a single exon. The record is from RefSeq and is a predicted model, not a curated record.